GGUAACAACAGCUAAUCAUAUGCUAGAGACAGCUUUGUUUAUAUUCCAUUGUUUUGGAAGCUUGAACAUCAACCACUAAGAACCAAGCAUUUAAAGAGCCUGUCAUCGGUGUUAUUGCACGAAUAGUGUGAACAAUUCAGGGGUUUAGACUCGUUUUGUUGUUACCCUUCAUCGCUAGAAGUUGUGCUACAAGUGCAACAACAGGAACCGCAGAAAUGGUUAAUCACGCGCUUUUUUGGAGGCUGGUUUUGUUGGCUUGCAUUACUAGAUCUGUUGAAGCUGUGAGCAUUGCCCAACCUUAUCCCAACAACAUUGUCGCAAUCAGUGAAUCAGCGGUUAAUGUCACCUGCAUCUUUGUCGGAGACAAUGAUCAGCCUCCCCUCAGGGUGAUAUUUCAGAGAAGAAAGGAACGUGGAAUGGAGUGGUUUGAUAUUCAGGACUCGGAGAGAGUGUUCCAGACAAACAAGACACGAGGCAACAGAUCAAGCGCUACGCUGCACUUCACGAACAUUACUGUACAAGAUGAUCACGAGAAAGGAUCUUACCAAUGCAUCGGAUAUUCCGCGACAGGAGGACGUCCAGACAGUCAGAGAUUCGACGUACGAGUCACAGCAAGAGAAGACCUACCAGUGGCUCGUGUUAUUCCAAAUGUGACAGUAUCAUAUGGAGACAGCGUAAGACUUUACUGCAAUCUGACCCACAAGAAUAACGAGAGGACCACACCCAUAGACAAGGUUACAUACCUACGAGGCAAUAACCCGGUGAAAAUAACCAACGACGUCACACAGGCGUUGAUCUUCAAUUCUGUCAGGGUCAGCGAUGGAGGGAACUACGUAUGUAGGAUCCGGGUGCUGCUUCAUUCACUUGUCCCUUAUGACGUCACCUCGUCUCCAGGCUAUCUUCACAUUCGCGUCCGAUUUCCAAUCAAGGAAACUAAACUUGUUGCUGUCAUAGGAGACAGUGUUGCCUUAGUUUGCAGCGCUGACGGUUACCCCUUGGACAUUGAAUGGAAGAAAAACGAGCCGGGAUCUACUGCUGUCAUCAAGUCCGAUGGUCGUAUCAUACUACAGGGUGAAUGCAGUUUCUGUGAUUCAAUCCUUGUAAUCCAGAACGCAACCACAGAGGAUUCUGGGAACUACUCGUGCAAUGCACGUGACGGGCCUGGACAACAGUAUUUUCUUGUUACAGUGAACUCGAAUUCCACUUCGAUUUCUGCUAUUGUCACUCCUCGCUUUGUGACAACCAUUUUGCCAGCAUUCGGCUUGUGGACUUGGUGGCCUUCAAUAUGGCAAUGAAGAUCGAAAGAACAUCACUAACACACGCAGUAUUUCUAAACCGCAAGCAUCUUUAUACAAAUUACAUUUGCCUUUAUAGAGCGUUUUCACUCACGUGGCCAGCACCCGUGCAAAUUUAUUGGAACAAAAGUGUCAACAUAAGACUCCCACAGGAUUGGUUUCCUACACCAACAUGGCCGCCGUUUCAUGCUGCCGUGACGUCAUGUGGAAAUGCUCUAUAGCUUUGUUACUUAUUACUGUGCAUUAGCACAGAGAAGGAACAGAAUUAGUUGCAAUGUUUUUGAACUGCAUAUGAUACAGAAAGAUGCAGAAAUUAUUUUUAAUUUUUUGCUGUCGAUUUCAGAGCAUUAGAGGACAAGGUUAAAAUUAUUGUCAGCUUAGAAUUCAAAACACGUCAUCACUCGGAUUUCAUUCUCAGAGGACCUUACCAGAGUGACUACCAUAUUAGCAAUUUUUUUAAGUUUCCAUUUUUCCAAGUUUUCCAUUUAGUUUCUGUGGAACUUUAAGUUACACUCCCCACAAUCAGACUUAGGUAACGCUAUUUUACAAAGCGUAAAUUUCCCCAUUACACGAUACAGAUAGAUUACAAUUAUUGGACGAGAUUGAACAAAAUAUUGAUUGAACAAAAUUUGAGUUGCGAGCAGAUUAGUUGUCUGCCGAAGCCUUCGGCAAAUAAUUGAUCCACGUGACACUGACAAAUCACGAUAUUUUGCGAUAACCGAGUUCAAUAAUUGUUUUAUUAUUUGAUCUCACCGUAUGUUUUCAUUUAAACUCUCUGACAGCUCAUGGAAGUGAUCGGCCAUUUUUCACACAAAAGUGCGUUACAACUACGCACGAGCAGAUUAUUAUUUGCAGCAAAACACAUUUAUAUGGUCCGGUAUAACGCAUGAGUAGAACAUUAUUUGUAGGAAGUUGUUUGCAGGUCACGUGGUGGGCUCUCGGCCAAUGAAAAGGAAGAAAAAAUGCAUCGAAUGAUAAUUUUGUUUAUUAUAAAAGUAAUCGGGGUGAGCUUUGAUUCUGCUUUUGUUCCUCAAAAAGGUGAACGCAGUAGAUCCCAUUCUGAGAUAAACUUGAGAGUAAAGACAAUUUUAAAUAAGAAUAGAGAAGUUGGUUUAAUUGUAAUAUCAAAUGUUUUGCUAACAUAUUGAUGAGAAACAACUCAAAAAGAUUCCUGCAACCGGAGACAAUAUUACCUGACUCGUCGUUUAAUUAUGUAAUAAAAUGGCUUCUACAUAUU
Messenger RNA from Orbicella faveolata, 2532 nucleotides. Its product is annotated as netrin receptor DCC-like. The record is from RefSeq and is a predicted model, not a curated record. NCBI's taxonomy places the organism in Eukaryota, Metazoa, Cnidaria, Anthozoa, Scleractinia, Merulinidae.